GAGUAUUUUUAGGCUGAUAGUUGAUGAUGGUCAGUGGUGGGGAAAAUCAGAGUUAGUGGCGGCAGUGCAGUAGCUGCCUGUGAAUAUGGAUGACAAGGGGAGACGCUGAUGUACUGUGGAUUUAACAGCUUUUUUAACGCCAUUAAACACACUGGACUUGGGUUAUUUGUAUGCAUUCAACCUUAAUUUGUUGUGGCUAAAAUUAGGGACACUGGAGGUAGAUGUGAGGGAUAAUUGCAACUGGUGAGAGAAGCCCUCCACUGGGCCCCUCCAUCCCAGCCCUCCCUUACACCAACAUUCCCCACAGCCAACAUGUUCUCCUCCAACUUUCUGAGUGGAGGGAAUCCUCUAAGUGCGAUGUCCUCUGCUGUGAACAAGUUCAGUCUUUUUGGGGAUGAGGCACCUGAGGAAAAGCAACAACAGCAGCCUACAGGUCCUUCAAAGCAGAAGGAUCCUCAACAGCAGGGGAACGGCCAACCAGCCUCACAGGGACCUCAGAGGCAAAGUGGACAGCAGCCGCAGGGUGUGGGACGGGGAGCCCAAGGAGCUGUACGGGGUGGAUCUCAACCACUAGGAGCUGGACGGGGUGGACCUCAACCACAAGGAGCUGGACGUGGUGGACCUCAACCACAAGGAGCUGGACGAGGUGGACCUCAACCACAAGGAGCUGGACGUGGUGGAUCUCAACCACAAGGAGCUGGACGGGUAGGAUCUCAAACACAAGGAGCUGGACUGGGAGGAUCUCAACCACAAGGAGCUGGACGUGGUGGAUCUCAACCACAAGGAGCUGGACGGGGAGGAUCUCAACCACAAGGAGCUGGACUGGGAGGAUCUCAACCACAAGGAGCUGGACGAGGAGUUCCUAUACAGCAAGGAGCUGGUAGAGGUCUCCCACAGCAGGGAGUGGGGAGGGGGGGAUUGCCACAAGGAGCAGGUGGGGGUGGAUCUCCUAAGCAGGGUGUUGGGAAGGUUGGACCUCAACAACAAGGCCCAAGAGGACCUGGGUCUCAUCCAGCAGGUGCAGCUGGGUCAAGGCCUCCUUCAGCAGAGCCUCAGGUGAAAGAUGGAGCUGGGGUGAAAUCCCUCUGUCCAGUCUGUAAAAAUACAGAACUCAGUUUUAAGUCCAAGGAUUCCCCCAACCAUAACACCUGCACACAAUGUAAAUCAGUGGUCUGCAACAUGUGUGGGUUCAGUCCUCCAGAUGCAACUGCUAAGGAGUGGCUUUGCCUGAAUUGCCAGAUGCAGAGAGCUCUGGGAGGGGCAGAAAGUAGUGAACCUCCUACGCUAAAAGCCCAGCCACAGUCCAAGGUCUCCGUACCAUCACAGAACCCCGCAAAGAAAGACACACCUCAUAGUAAGCAGAUGCCUCCAUCUGCCAGCCAGCCAACCAAACCAACAGACGGUCAGAAACCGUCAAGCCAGUCUAGCACAAGUGCAGCUCAUCCAUCGCCGCAAACGUCACAACAAAAACUUCUUCCACAGCAGGCAACAAAAGAUGCUCCUCCUGCCAAAAGUGAGCCACCAUCAAAGACUGAGCCCCCUAAAAAAGAAGAAGAGUCCAGUUUCUUUGGUUUUGGUUUUAGUGGCGCUCGAUCCCGCUCUCCCUCUCCACAGCCUGGUGCCUCUUCUGUUUCUGGGAAGGUUCUAGGCUUCGGUUCUUCGUUCCUUAGUUCAGCAUCCAAUUUGAUUUCGGCUGUCCAGGAUGAGCCCUCGACAACUCCACCAACCUCUCGAAAGGGUUCUGCCGUUUCCCAAACUUCUGCCAAGACCACCACACCCCCUUCUACCAGAAAAGAUUCAGAGGGCUCUAAGGGCCCCCCCAAUCAUCCUAAAUCACAGACACUGGAAGGAAAAAAGCAACAGCAACAAAAUAAACCCCAAGACACUCAAAAACCAACGACAACGAAGGAAUCCUCAUCUGCUCAGGCUACUAAAAUAGAUCAAAGCCCGAAACUUCUUCCCAAAGCCUGUCCACUUUGCAAGGCAGGCCUGAGAAGAGAUCCUCCCAACUAUAGUACCUGCACUGAAUGCAAGGCCACUGUGUGCAAUCAGUGUGGAUUUAAUCCUGUGCCUCAUCAAACGGAGGCAAAAGAAUGGCUUUGCUUAAACUGCCAGACACAGAGAGCGCUGAAAGGAAUAGAGCCUCCAGGACAACCCACUGUAAAGCCCAGCAAAUCUCAAAAAAUGGAUUCUACACUUGGUCCUUUAGAGAAACAGCCCAAUGCUUUGCCAACAAAGGCUAGUCAUGCCACCCAACCUGCUGCUCAUAAAAAGGAGAUGCAUGAACAACAGACUAGUGCAGAAGGAGCAAAGCAAGCUCCCUCCCCUAAACCUUUACCGCAGCCGACAGCAAAAAAUGCUCCCUCUUCUUCCGUGUCUAAAGCAGCACCAAAGGCUGAGACUGAGCAAGAACAGUCAGGAUUUUUCAGCUUAGGCUUUGGUGGAGCCCGGUCACGAUCACCAUCCCCUCAGCCCGCUGUUUCCGCCAUGUCUGGUAAGGUCCUAGGAUUUGGGUCCUCAUUUCUGAGCUCAGCAUCUAAUCUUAUUUCAUCAGCAGUUCAAGAUGAACCUUCUACGACACCACCAACUAAUCCCCAAGCAUCUUCAGUCUCUCAAACUUCUCCCAAGACCACUACUCCACCAAUGUCUUACAAAGGCUCCACAACAUCACAAGGGGCUGCAAUAUCAGAGUCUACAGGAAAGGCUAAUGAAUCAGUUGGUCAUAAAGAAGAGAAAAAGACAGAGCCAACUGCUGACCAAAACAACAAAGCACCAAUAUCUAAAAAAUCUGAACCUUCUUCAGAGAUGCCAAAAGCAGUCAAAGGCCCUCAACCCCCACCCAAAUCCUGCCCGCUCUGCAAGGUAGAAAUAAAAAAGGACCUAGUUAACUACAGCACCUGUACUGAGUGCAAAAACACUGUGUGUAAUCUAUGUGGAUUCAACCCAACACCCCAUCAAACAGAGUUGAAAGAGUGGCUUUGUCUAAACUGUCAGACACAAAGAGCUCUCAAAGGAAUGGAGCCACCAGGACCUACAAAGUUGGAGACCGCAGAACAGCCCAACAAAAACCUUGUUUCUCAACCACUGGCUUCACCCUCAAUCCAAAAGAAAGGUGCUUCUGAAUUGGACAAGUUUGACAAGAAAACUGACCCUGGUCAGAAAUUAUUACAGGACCAACAAAGCAAGGCUCCGAAUGGUACUCUGCCAAUCCAAAAAGCCCAGCAGCAAGAAAAUAAAGCCAAAUCUGAAGUCCCUGCCAAAACAGCAAAGGAAGAAUCUGGAUUUUUUGGUUUUGGAGGUGUUAGGUCAAGGUCUCCAUCUCCUCAGCCUGCUGUGUCUGCUGUUUCUGGGAAGGUUCUUGGCUUUGGCUCUUCCUUUCUCAGCUCAGCAUCUAAUUUAAUAUCUUCAGCUGUGCAAGAUGAGACAUCUACAACACCACCAACCUCCCGCAAAGCUUCAACAGUUUCCCAGAACUCAACACCACCCACGUCUCGAAAGAGCCCUGCUGUUCCACAGACCACAAACACAGGGGACAUAAAACAACCUACCACACAAAAACAAGACACACAGAUAUCUGAGUCACUUAAUCUAGCCAGCAAAUCUUCUGUUAAAGCAAAACCAGACCAAUCAGUGUCUGUGGAAGUUGAUAAAACUCCCCUGCCUCUUCCCAAAAUCUGUCCACUUUGCAAGGCAGAUAUUACCAGUGAUCCUCCUAACUUCAGCACCUGCACUGAUUGCAAAAACAUUGUGUGUAACCGUUGUGGAUUUAACCCCAUACCUCUUCAAAAGGAGGUGAAGGAAUGGCUUUGUUUGAGUUGCCAUAUAAAGAGAACACAUGAGCCUUCGACUCUAAAUCCCCAGCUACAGGCUAAUACUUACUCGCAUCAAGACAAAACAACUCCAUAUCAGCCUCAUCCAGUAGACAGUAGAACUGAGGACAAGUCAAAAACAGUACUUGGAAAAUCCACUUCUACGUCUACAACACAAAAUCCCCCAAAGGAAAAAAAACCUGCACAAAAAGAAACUCUAAAACCUCAACAGCCAAAAGAUGGUACUGCUUUAGCCAAAUCCGAAACUACAACAAAAAAAGAUUCUUCUAAAGAAGAUACUGGUUUCUUUGGCUUUGGUUUUAGUGGUGCUCGAUCUCGAUCCCCUUCGCCUCAACCUGUUGUCACUGAGAAGGUUCUAGGCUUUGGUUCCUCCUUCCUCAGCUCAGCAUCUAAUCUUAUAUCUUCAGUAGUUCAGGAUGAAUCCUCCACAACACCACCAACACCUCGUAAAGGUUCAACAAUUUCCCAGACCUCUGUGAAGUCUACGACGCCACCCGUCUCUCGUAAGGGUUCAUCAGUUUCACAGACGUAUCUCAAAACCACAUCUGCUGUUGAAACAGCAUCUUCAUCUCGCAAGGAAUCUACAGCAUCUCAGGACUCAACAAAAAUGCAGGCUGGGGAAAGUAAACCUCUUUCUCAAAAGCAACUGGAAGACAAGAAGUCCCUGCAACCUCAACCUUUCAAAGCACCAUCUACACCUCCAUCAAAGCCUCAACAAGCUGAUAAGUCCUCUCAGUCUCAUCCUAAAGAAUGCCCACUUUGCAAAGUGGAGCUCAAGAAAGAUCCUCCUAAUUUCAACACCUGCACUGGAUGCAAGAGCAUUGUAUGCACAUUAUGUGGGUUUAAUCCCAUGCCUCAUCAAACCGAGGGAAAGGAGUGGCUUUGCUUGACCUGUCAAGUGCAGCGGGCAUCAAUGCCUUCCAAUGCAGAGCAAGCUCAAGCUAAGAAAGUCGACCAAGUGCCAAAGGAGCAGCAAGAUGUUCUAGAAUCCAUGCUGAAGAAACAAAAUGCAGAGGAAGUCACCAAUACUGGUCAGAAAAUAGCUGUAGUUGGGGGAAAGAAGCCCACUGAUGUUUCACCACAACAGCUGAAUCAACCUAAUACCUCACAGCAGAUGAAAUUGGACAAGCCUCAAGAAAAACAAACCAAACUACCACCAAAGGCUCAACCUCAUCAAGAGGAGUCUGGAUUUUUUGGUUUUGGCUUUGGUGGGGCCCGAUCCAGGCCUCCUUCUCCUCAGCCUGCUGUUUCUGCUGUGCCUGGGAAAGUUUUAGGCUUUGGUUCAUCCUUCCUUAGCACAGCCUCUAAUCUGAUAUCAUCAGCUGUUCAAGAUGAACCCACAACACCACCAACCUCCCGCAAAGGUUCAUCAGUUUCAGAAACCACAGCUCCCCCCUCCCCCCGUAAAGGCUCUGCAAUGUCUCAGUCAUUGUCCAACAGCAGCACCUCAUCUAGCUUACAAAAAGGUUCUGAGACCAUGCAAGGUUCGCCGAAAGCUUUACGUAGUACAGAUACUAAACAUUCAAUUGGACAGAAACAAGAGGAGCAGACAGCAUUACUUCAACAGGCUAAGGAGUCAUCAAAUAAAGUGAAAGAGGAUAAAUCAGAGACACCAAAGGAUUUAUCCAAGCCUCUUCCCAAGGUCUGCCCACUUUGCAAGGUGGAGCUCAAGAAAGAUCAAUGGAACAGCUGCACAGAAUGCAAAAAUAUUGUAUGUAACUUGUGUGGGUUCAACCCCAUUCCCCAUCAAAAUGAGGUGAUGUGGCUUUGUUUGGCAUGUCAAAUGCGGAAAGCACCAGAACCUCCUCCUGUGCAGCUUCAGUCACAUGCUAAGGAAUUUGAACCAGUUAGAAUGGAUAUUCCCACUUCAGAUGCUUCACAGAAAAAGCCACAUCCUCCAGCAGAGACAGUUCAAAAGGAUAAGAAACCAGAAUUAGCAGGGAAACAAGACAAUAAGCUAACUUUAAAAGAAACAGAACAACCCAGCCGAGAAACAAAAAGAAAGCAACAGCAUACUGCAGAAGUUACAAAUUCAGAAUCUCAAAAAAUAGAUCCGCAACAAGACAAAUCUGGAUUAUUUGGGUUUGGUUUUGGUGGAGCUAGAUCUCGAUCCCCUUCUCCUCAGCCUGCUGUCUCUGCUGUCUCAGGGAAAGUUCUAGGAUUUGGUUCCUCCUUCUUAAGCUCAGCAUCUAAUUUAAUCUCGACAGCUGUUCAAGAUGAAUCCUUCACAGCACUGUCUAGUUCUCGCAAGGCUUCAACAGCUUCUCAAAUUUCUGAUAAGACACCACCAACCUCUCGCAAAGGUUCUGCAGUUUCUCAAAUCUUCGAUAAAAUUAAUUCCAGUCCACCUUCCUCUCGCAAGGGUUCUGAAGUUUCGCAGACAUCUUUUAGAAUGAGUCCUCCAACCUCACGAAAGGGGUCUGAAGCUGCCGUAAACUCUAAAAACAAUAUUGACAAUACAGAUGGGACAAAAAAUAAGGUUGCAGAGAAAGGUGAAGAAACCACUAAAGGAGCAACACCACAGCAACAAGAACAAGGAAAGAUGGAAGAUGAAGCUGUGUCUGUGUCCUCUGAAGUGUCUAGAGGUAGAUCUCAGUCUCCUUUAGUUCCACCUGCAGCAUCUGCUGUCUCUGGGAAGGUCUUAGGAUUUGGUUCCUCCUUGUUUAGCUCAGCAAGUAAUCUGAUCUCAUCAGCUCCAGACGAGCCUUCAACAACACCACCCACUUCUCGCAAAGGUUCCACAGCUUCCCAGCUAUCUGCUAAGACUACAACACCACCUUCUUCUCGUAAAGGCUCAUCUGUUUCCCAGACUUCAGACAAGAACAUCACUUCACCUUCCUCACGAAAGGGCUCUGAAGUUUCUCUGACAUCUCUCAAGACCAGCAAACUUACCACUUCUCAAAAAGUAUCUGAUGCCUCUCCUAAAAUGCAUCAUUCAGAUGACAAAAAAGUACAUCCUGAAAAUAUAGAAGAGCACAAAACAGAAGAGAAAUCAGUCAGUCUGGCACAGUCAACAACUGUAUCAGUAACAAAAGAUACAGCUGUACCUGAAACAACAAGUACAGAGUCCACUAAAUCACUUCCCAAAGCCUGUCCUCUCUGUACGGUUGAUUUGCAGAAGGAGCCUCCCAAUUAUGAUACCUGUACCGCGUGCAAAAACACUGUGUGUAAUCUAUGUGGCUUUAACCCUAUGCCGCACGAGACAGAGAAAAAAGAGUGGCUAUGUCUGAACUGCCAGAUGCAAAGAGCGCAAGCUGAGGCUAACAAAGUACCUCCACCGGUAUCACCACUAAAAAAAGUGACACCAGCUCCUGUUCCUCCACAGAAGAAGCCACUUCAUGACUCCAUAGAUGCCACUGAAAAAGAAAAGACUGAUCUAUCUGCAGGUACAACACCAGGGUCUACUAAGGAAAGUUCAGUUCCAUCAACACAGAAGCCACCUCAGCAGCAGGACAUCAAAAGCCCAGUACAGCCAGCACAGAAGGAUGAUAAUGUAUUCACAAAAUCUACUGCACUGACAAAGACUGCAUCCACAAAAGAAGAGAGUGGCUUUUUUGGUUUUGGACGCUCUAGAUCACCAUCUCCCCAACCUGCUGCUCCUAGUGUUUCUGGAAAGGUAUUUGGAUUUGGUUCUUCACUCUUGAGUUCAGCUUCUUAUCUUAUAUCCACUGCUGUACAAGAUGAAUCCUCCACAACACCUUUUGCAACACAGGGGGUUUCAGCAGCUUCUCAAACUCCUGUGAAGACUACAUUAACACCAGCUACUUCUCAGAAAGGAUCAGCUGAUUUGUCACCUAAACAUGUAGCUAAAUCUGUGGAAGAGAAGCAGAAAGACCAGAAACCAGAAGAGAAAAUGACAAAAGUUCAGGAAAAAGCUGUAAUAAAAAAGAAUGACGACAAAUCAGAGCCUCCAAAAACUUGUCCACUUUGUAAGACAGAAAUAAUAAAGAAUCCACCAAGUUACAACACUUGUACUAAUUGCAAGAACACUGUGUGUUAUCUCUGUGGAUUCAACCCAAUGCCACACCAAACAGAGGUGAAGGAGUGGCUGUGUUUGAACUGCCAGAUGCAGAGAACUCCCGAACGUUCAGUUGUGCAACCUGGACCACAGACUACUAAAUUACUUCCAACUGCAUCACCACAAAAACAAGGCAUUCUGGGUGUUGUAGCAGAGGAUCAGAAACUUAAUACUUCUGGGAAACAAGACAAACAGAAUCUGGCAGAUUCAAAACAACCUACAUUAGAAUCUCAAAUGCAGAAAAGUGAUGUCUUUCCUGCCAAAUCUGAUCAACCAUCUAAACCUGAACCUCCUAAACAGGAUUCCGAUUUCUUCAGCUUCGGUUUUGGUGGUUCUCAUUCAAGGUCACCAUCUCCACAGCCCACUGUGUCUGCUGUCUCUGGGAAAGUUCUAGGCUUCGGCUCAUCAUUCCUUAGCUCAGCAUCCAAUCUGAUCUCCUCAGCUGUCCAGGAUGAACCUUCUAAAACUCCACCAACAUCUCGCAAAGGGUCUACAGUUUCCCAGACUUCACACAAGACCACACCAACACCCCCCACUUCUCGAAAAGGAUCAGUAGCUCCCCAGAACACUAAACUAAAUCCACUUGCAGUGGAAUCAAAGCCAACCUCUACACCAAACAAAGAACAGGAAAAGCCACCAGAUGCUCAAACAUCCAAACCUCUACAAGCUCAAGUAAAAGAGGAGCCUCCAAAAAUCUGCCCACUCUGCAAAGAGACCCUCAAGAAGGACCCACAGAACUACAGCUCUUGCACAUCUUGCAAGAACAUUGUUUGCAAUCUUUGUGGAUUCAAUCCUAAUCCACAUCGAACUGAAGUAGAAGAGUGGCUGUGUUUGACCUGCCAGAUGCAGAGAACUGCAGGACCUCCCCCUGGUCAGCCACAACCACAAUCUAACAAAAUACUUCCACAAGCAUUUCCACAAAAAGAAGAAACUUCAGUCUCACCUUCUCCAGAGAAGUCAAGUGUUAUAGCUGAGGCAGGCAAGAAAGAGUUUGAUACUUCUUCCAAUUCUGCUUUACCACCUAAAGAUGAACAGCUUAAAGAAGAGUCAAGUUUCUUUGGCUUUGGUUUCGGCGGUGCUCGUUCCCGGUCUCCCUCUCCUCAAACUGCUGUCUCUGAUAAGGUUUUUGGUUUUGGAUCCUCCUUCCUCAGCUCAGCAUCUAACCUGAUCUCUUCGGCUGGUCAGGAUGAAUCCUCCUCCAUAAUUCCACCAACAUCUCGCAAGGGAUCUACAAUUUCCCAGACUUCAAAUAAGACUACACUAACACCACCCACUUCUCGGAAGGGAUCAGUUGCUCCUCAGGAUGCUAAACAAAAACUACCUGAAAAAGAAUCAAAGCCAGCUGCUAUAUCAAUGCAAGAACAAAAGCCAGUAGAGAAAACCCCAGAUCCUCAACUGGCCAAACCUCCACAUGGUCCAGAGGAGUUUUCAAAAAACUGUCCACUUUGCAAAGAAACCCUUAGGAAGGACCCACAGAACUAUAACUCCUGUAGUUCUUGCAAGAAAUUUGUUUGUAAUCUCUGUGGAUUCAAUCCCAAUCCACAUCAAACCGAGGUGAAGGAGUGGCUAUGCUUGAACUGCCAGGUAAACAGAACUUCAGGACCUCCCCCUUCUCAGCCACAAUCACAAUCUAACAAAAUACAACCAGCAUCUCCACAAAAGACCCAAGAUCAACCUUCUCCAGAAAAUAAGCAGAGUGUUCCUGCCGGGCAGGACAAGAAACUUACAGCAGAAACUAAAAAACCUACAAUUACUCCUGAAUCAAAUGCUCAAAAGUCUAAAGGUGAUGAAUCUCCUUCCAAACCUGCUCUGUCAUAUAAAGUUGAACAGAAUAAGGAAGAGUCUGGUUUCUUUGGCUUUGGAGGUGCUCAAUCUCGGCCACCUUCUCCUCAGUCUGCUGUCUCUGAGAAAAUUCUGGGUUUUGGGUCCACCUUCCUCAGUUCAGCAUCUAAUCUGAUAUCCUCAGCCGUUCAGGAUGAGUCGUCCACCAAAACUCCACCAAGUUCUCGUAAGGGAUCCACUGUGUCCCAAAGUUCUAUUAAGACAACACCAACACCUCCAAUUUCUCGAAAAGGUUCAGAAGCUUCACAAGCCUCACAAGCCUCACAAAAAAUUAAACUGGCAGAAGAGGCCAAACUUACUGCUGUACAGAAACAGGAUGAAAAAAAUAAGACAGUGGAGAAUAAACCACAAGAUAAAAUGUCCAAAGAACCAGUCACUAAUGUGAAAAUUAACAAACCAGCCCUGGAGCUUCCAAAAGCCUGUCCACUCUGUAAAGUGGACUUAAAGAGGGAUUCUCCGAAUUAUAACACCUGCACUGAAUGCAAGAACACGGUGUGCAAUCUUUGUGGAUUUAAUCCCAUGCCACAUCAAAAUGAGGUUAAGGAAUGGCUGUGUUUGAACUGCCAGGAAAAGAAAGCACAAGGAUUUCCCUCUACCCAACCACAGCCCCAGGUUAGCAAAGCAUCUCAACCAACAAUACCGGAAAAAAAGGAGGCUAUCAUACCUACUCCAAUUUCAGUUUCUCCACAAAAUAAGCCAGAUGUCAUUGAGAAGAAAAUGACAUCAAUUGCUACAGAGAAUCAAGAGAACAAACCCACAGAAUAUGCAACACAACCAACUGAAAUGCCAAAACUUGAUCCUUCUCCUACAAAAUCUGCUCUACCACAGAAACCAGAACCUUCUAAAGAGGAAACAGGUUUCUUUAGCUUUGGUUUUGGUGGUGCUCGAUCUGGAUCCCCUCAGCCUCCUGGUACUGUUGUCCCUGGGAAGGUUCUGGGCUUUGGAUCCUCCUUUUUGAACUCUGCAUCUAAUCUAAUCUCCUCAGCCGUUCAAGAUGAGUCCUCAAAACUGCCACCAACUACUCAAAAGGCUUCAACAUCUGAAACAUCUGCAAAGACUGCAUCAAUACCACCUGCUAAUUUGAAAGGAUCUAUAACUUCUCAAAAAGUUCCACCUAAUGUUGACUCAAAAGCACCUAUAACAGAAAAACCGAAGGAGGUAAAAACAGAUGAGAAGCAGGUGCAACAGGCUACAGCAGAACCUGAAGCUUUGGUAGUAGCAGCUGUAGCUCCUAAUGCAGAGACCAAAACAUGUCCUCUUUGCAAAGUGGAUCUUAAUGUUGGUUCACAGGACACUCCUAACUACAAUGCCUGCACUGAGUGUAAGAACAUAGUUUGUAACCUCUGUGGAUUCAACCCAACUCCCCAUCAAACAGAGGCCAAUGAAUGGCUGUGUCUUAACUGCCAGACACAGCGAGCAUUAAAAGGAAUGGAACCACAAGGACCUUCUAAAAUAAAGACCAAUGAACAACUUGACAAUGUCUAUACCACAGCAAUGCAUCCAAGACCAGAAAGUACAACACCAGGGCCACCAUCAUUUGUCUCAACCAACAUGGUUUCUGAUGUUGCUGAAACCCAAAAGAAAGAGAUUCAAGCUGUGGCCAUCCCUGACAAAACUAAAAGCUCUGUUCCAGUGAAUGUCCAAAAGAAAGAAUCACCAAAACUACCAGAGAGUAACAUAAAAGCACAACCUGCAUCCUCUCAGAAGAAAGAAACAUCAGAUACAAAGAAAGAUAAAGAGACUGACACACUCUUAAAAGAGUCUGACAAGUCUCCAGAAAAAUCUGCUCCAGCUCCGCAGGCAGAACCACCAAAACAGGAACAGAGUUUCUUUGGUUUUGGAUUUGGUGGUCCUAAGGUACAACCUGCUUCCAGUAAGCCAUCUGAGUCAACCACUGGGAAACUCUUUGGCUUUGGUGGUCUGACAGAAACAGCUAGAUCUCGCUCACCCUCUCCACAGUCUGUUUCUGCUGUGUCUGGGAGAGUUCUGGGCUUUGGAUCCUCUAUAUUCAGCUCAGCUUCUAAUUUGAUUAGCUCAGCUGUUCAGGAUGAGCCUUCCACAACACCACCAACUUCUCGAAAAGGAUCCAUAGCUUCCCAGAUGUCUGCUAGGAAUACUCCACCCUCAUCUCGCAAAGGAUCUACAGUCGCACCAGACACUAGUAAAAUUCCACCUGUUGGAGACACUAAACCACAUGCAGCACAAGAUGCAGUAAAAACAGUGGAGAAGAAACCAGAAACUAAGCAAGUCACAGCACCCAAACCACCCCAAAAACCUGAUCCUAAAGAAGUCAAGACCAAUUGCCCAUUAUGCAAAGUGGAACUCAACAUUGGUUCUAAGGAUGCCAAGAAUUUUAACACAUGCACUGAAUGCAAGACAACAGUAUGCAGCCAAUGUGGAUUUAAUCCACUGCCUAAUCAAACAGAGGUUGAGGAAUGGCUCUGCCUAAGUUGCCAGGUACAACGGGCACAGGCAGGAAUAAAUACAUCUGAAAGUCCCAUAGUGAUACCUCAGCCAGUUCCUUUAGUGAUGGACAACCAAACUCCUUCCAAAGUUGACAAGGUAGCUACAGCACCAGUUAAGUCCAAACCUGAUGAGAAGCCCACCACAGCCACAGCUGAAAAGAAAGCAGCUCCCGCUCAGGAAAUAAAGAAAGAGAUCUCAAUUCCAGGCCCUCAACAAAAGACAGGCACUGGUGCCAAGACAACUGAUAUAAUCAUCCCUCGAAAAGAACCUCAAAAGCAAAAUAAUAAUCAACCAGAACCUGUGAAAACAGAACAACAGCCACUCAAAGAUACAACCACUCCUGUAAAAUCUGCUCCACCCACCGAGGUCAAACCCCCAAAACAGGAAUCAAAUUUCUUUGGUUUUGGAUUAGGUGGUCCUAAAGCACAGCCUGCUUCUAAAUCAUCUGAGUCAACCACAGGGAAGAUCUUCGGUGGCUUUGGUGGUCUGACAGAAACAGCUAGAUCUCUGUCACCCUCACCACAGUCAGUUUCUGCUGUCUCUGGGAAAGUUCUGGGCUUUGGAUCCUCAUUUUUUAGCUCAGCAUCUAAUCUGAUCUCUUCAGCUGUUCAAGAUGAGCCAUCCACAACACCACCAACUUCACGGAAAGGCUCCACGGUUUCCACUGAGUCUGGUAAAGCUACCACACAACCAGCUUCCCGUAAAGGCUCAGUGGCUUCUGCCAAGAAUACACCGCCGACAUCUCGCAAAGGAUCUGUUGCAACAGAACCCAACAAGGUACCUCCUGCAAAACAGACCAAGCCACCUGUUGAAAAGAAACCAGAGCAGCUCAAUGAAGACAAAGUAUCUGGGAUACCUACUUCAGAAAAGGAUAAACCUGAAACUAUACAGGAUAAAUUAGUAAAACAUCCUGAAAGUGUACAUCACCCAUCCACCUGCCCACUCUGUAAAGUGGAUCUUAACAUGGGCUCGACGGACCCUCCUAAUUGCAACACCUGCACUGAAUGUAAAAGUGUGGUAUGUCAUCUCUGUGGAUUUAACCCCAUGCCUCACCUUGCGGAGGCUGAGUGGUUGUGUUUGAAUUGUCAAACACAGAGAGCUAUAGCUGGGCAGCUGGGAGACAUGGGGAAAAUAUCAAUAUCUGACCCUGUAUCCACAAAAGACAAGCCUACAGUCACACCCAAAACACAGCUCUCUGAGACUCCUGCACCUUCACAGGAACCUACUCAAAAUUCCAAGACAAAACCAUCUCCUGGAAAGCAGGCAGAGGAGAAAACCACUGUUGGAAAGUCAGCUGUGACCGCUCCAGCAGUCCCUGCACCUCUCUCUGUUGUUCCAACCACAGAUAAGCUGCAGACUGAGAUGACAGCUGUGGUGGCACCAAUACCAGCUGCAGAGUCUCAGAAAGCUGUUAUUACUGCUGCUGAGGUCACUUUGAAAGAAACUGGCAAAGACAAAGUCCCAGAUGAGACACAAGUUGAUAGAGGAUCAAUGUCUACGCUUCCAGCAGUGCCAAUGGUUAAAGAGGAUACAUACACUCAUUCUGCAAAGAAUGGACAACAAGAAGAUGUUGAAAUACAAAUUGAUAGCAGUAUUUCAGAGAUUUCUAAAGUAGACAUCUUAAAAGCAGAUGUUAAAGGGCAACAAAGAAAGGACAUCAUGCCGGUUUCGAUAGAAUCAUACAGCUCAGCUGAGGAAGAGCUUAAGGAGAUACAGAGAGUCAGUGAAAUGGCCAUAAAAGAAACUGCUACAAAACUCUUACCUGUUAGAGCACAUGAUAGUGUAAAACAAUACCACGAGGACAGCAGUGAGAGUGAACACUCCCCUCAGAUACAGAGAAGAAGAGUGAUGCCUGCUUCCUCCAGCAGUGAGGACUACAAACUAGACAGUUCAAAUUCUGGAGAUGAUGAAGAGUUCAUAAGAAGACAACUUAUGCAUAUGGGUGAAGAUGAGAACUUACCAUCUGAUGAUGAAAACCAAGUCAGAGAAGAGCAACAAACACAGCAGGAAACCAGAGAGGCCGAAAAAUCUGAUGAUUCCAUAAAGCAUGCCCUAAAGAAACUUACUGUAGAACCUGAGGAGAUUUAUGAUAUCAGCCUGUCUUCUCAUUACCAAGAUGAUCAAGUUGCCCAAGUCAUCCCUGUUUCAGAAGCAUUGGAAGAAUCCAUAAUGAAAAUAGAUGAGUCAAAUGACAAUGAGAAUAUCACAACUACUGACACAGCUGUUGCCAUUACACAAAAAAAUCAUAUUAGACAGACCACAGAGGAGUAUGAGAGUCUGAUUGAAGACUUGUCCAAGGGUGAUGGGUCUUCCAGUGUUCAGGUAUCCAGCAUUACGCCAGGAACAGCUUCUCCUACUUCUGUGUCCUCUAUUGAUGAAGACAGUGACAGUAGCCCAAGUGAUAAAAAGGCAAGAGCAGAGAGUAAACAGCAAAGAAAGGCAAAACACAGACCACACGGCCAGGCUCUUCCCACUGUAGAGGACUCGUCUGAGGAAGAUGAGUUACGUGAGGAGGGUGAUCAACAGAUGGAGCAGGAAGAUGAACGUGAUGAUCAGCAGCAGUUAAGAAAGGUCACAAAAAAAUUAAAGACAGAACGAGAUGAUCUGGGCAUGCAAAGGAGACGUGAUCAUUUGACUAAAACUGAUAAAUUACAACUGGUUGCAGGGAUGGAGGAACGCAAGUCUUCCUCCUCUGAAUUUUCACCUAGUGUUGAAUCUGAACCAGAGGAUGUAGAAUACAGAACAUUAUCAUAUGAAACACAUGAUGCUGCAGAUAAUCCAUUAAAGAGUGCUGAAGAGGUAUAUGAGGAAAUGAUGGAGAAAGCACAGGAAUACGAAACAUCAGAGAAAUGCACACCACCUGAUAUUGAACCAUUAUAUGGAGGCAUGUUAAUAGAGGACUAUGCUUAUGAAUCUUUAGUUGAGGAAAAAGACCAGGCUGCAACAGGUUUUGGUAAAGUCACCCAUGAGCAAGAUUUCAGAAAGAUGUCUGAGCAUGAGUCGGUCAGGAUACUUAUGACACCAGAUGAGGCUUAUGAGGAAAUGAUGCAAAAAAGGAACAAGAUCUCGCAAACAGAAGAGGAGGCUCAGCAAACACAUACAUCAAAGGUCGACAAAUCCUUGCCACUUUAUGCCAGUGACACUUGUUAUGUGACUAUUUCUGGAAAUGAUGCUCUUACUUCAGAUAAAAAUGCAAAGCCAAUGUUGCAAACAGAGGAUGCCUAUGAAGAGCUACUUAAAACACAAAAAGAUGUUUUAACACCAGGAUCAAGUCCAACACAAUCAACUCCUGUGUCUCCCAUCUCACCUCUGACUGUGUCUGAGUCAUCAUAUGAUUCCCCCGAGGUGAUACUCAUCCCUUCAAGUGGGGAAGAAGACAACCUAACUGAACCUAUUGAGUGCAUUUUGCAGCCUUACAUUACAGAGUCAACAUCUACUCAGGAUGUAUCUGUGUACAAAGCUUUAUAUCCAAUUCCUGACUUAAAGAUCACUCAGUGCUCGUCUGGUGAAGAGGAAGUUGAAGAGGAGGACAGUGUCACACAAGAAAAAAUGUCACCUGAGACAAGUGAUAUUUCUCAAAGUGAAGGGCAACCUCAAACCCCAGAAGAGACAUUUGAGUCUGUUCCCAUUUCUGUAAUCUGUGAAGUUCCUUCAUCAAAAAAUGUUGUGGAGACAUCAGCAAUAUCACCACUGUCUCCUCCGACAUCCCCAGCAGUCUCAUCCCCAGAUUCAAAUAUAGAACUUUCAGCAGGACGGUCAUCAUCCUCUCCAGUUUCUGACCAGACAUCUACUCCAGCUAGCCCCAGUGUUGCUGAUAUUUCUGCCCCAGUUGUAAUUCACAUGCCGGACUUUGUGUCAGAGCAAGCCACAACCUACGUUUCACUUGCAACUGCUCCUAUUGCAUCUUCCACACAGAUUAUUGGAUCCCCUUCACCAGACAUUGCAGCCUCACCACAUGUCUCAGAAAACUCUGGCACUUCGACUGAAACUUCUAAAGUUCUUGUUGCAAAGCCAACACUAGGUCCAAAACCAAAAAUGGCUCCAAAACCAACAGUAAUACCAAAGUCUACACAGGAAACAGUCCCUACUCCAGAUAGGGUUUCUUCCCAUACACUGUAUUCAGCUCAAAAACCUUUGGCUGGUGCAAUACAUGAACCAACUCCAGUUGUUAAAUCAGCCUCUACAGACAAACAAACUGUUGCACCAAUGACUCAACCAAAUGUAGAGCAUGUGAAAACCCCUACAACUACUGUUGCUACACAUAUUGUUCAAUCUCAAGAAGCACCUUUAAUAGAAACUUAUGUUGUUGUUCAAAUGCCAGAUCGUGUGCCCCCUGCAUUAGAGCAUCCAGUUCUAGAACAAACUUCAGUUUCAGAGCCUACAUUGCCAUUCACUGCACUCAAGAAUCAGAUUCCUACAACUACCCCCAUUGUUGCCCAAAUGCCUGACCUGGUCACAUCUCCAUCACAGUCAAUCUCUGUGACUAGUCCAGUACCUUAUCAAACCUAUGCCCCACUUCCAGCGACAGUUUCAGCAGUGGAUCAAGCACCUAUUUCUGUUCCAACUUUGGUAUCAGCCUCAAUACCAGCAAAUAUUCUCUCUACAGAGCAAACCAGCUCAGUUGUUGAACAAGUGGCCACACCACCACCUCCCUGUACCACUAUACCAGCUUUAGCAAGAGGCACUCAGCCACCGGCCAGUGUUUCUAUUCAAAUUCCUAUUCAGAGACCAGUGAUAACCAGAUCAGACAUGGCACCCACAUUAGGCCAAGCAGCCCCUAUUUCACCUCCAACAGAUCACAGAGAGCAUAUUGCUGAAAAGACAGUCUCUGUUGUUUCUCCUACUAUUACUACAACUGUUGCUUUUGGAGCUUCAACCUCCCAACCAGUUCAAUCUAUACUGGCUGAUAUUCAGCCAAGGAUGGCAGAAAUACUGCAGAAAAAAUUAUCAGAUGAUGCAAUUUCUUCACAACAAUCAGUUUCACAAAUCAUUUAUCCUAAUGUACAGACACAGGAAGAUCAAGUUGCUGUCAGACUGCCAAAUCUUGAAAAUGUGGUGGGUAAAACAACUAUUGAAGAUGGGAGAGGCCACCCUGUUAUUGUUUGUGUUUCUCCUUUUACUUAUCCAGCCACAGUAUCAAGUUUCAUCACUGAUUCAACAGUUCAACCUUGUAUGGCAUCUGCAAAACCUCAUGUGUCUCAAGAAAGAACAGAUAGACCAGUGAUUUCAUUUCCACCACCUCCCACAGCUUCACCACCAGAACUGCCAUAUAGGACAUUGCCUAAGGCUGAUUUUAACCAGCAAAAAACUGUUUCAACGCCCUCAUCCGUUACAGUAACUCUACCUGAACCCCCAGCAAAUAUGGCCAACAUGACUGCAAUGACAGUUGUGACCCCAACACACAAAUCACCACCCCCAGUUCCCCCCAGACCUGUCUGUAUUCCCCCAGGACUGGUAUUUAGUCACAGAUCAAGAGAGAGCGUAAAGCCACCGGAACCAGAACCAGUAGUUGUUCAAGCAGUUCGUGCUGCAACUAUGCCAAGAACAAGAGAACCUCCAAAUGCAUUGUCACUAAGUUUGGCUGCCCCUGUAGAGACCAAGCACAGUGCUUCAUCACCAAAAUCGCCCUUGUCACCCAGAUUUGCUAGAACUCUUGAAACGUAUGUGGUGAUAACAUUACCAUCAGAACCAGGAUCACCUGUGGAGGGCAUUACAACUCAAGCACAUAUGGGAAGAUCAUCACUGCCAAGUCCCAGGCAGCAGGUUCCAUAUGAUCCUCCAAGAAUGUUUGCUCCAGCCGUAGUGGAUGCACCCGUGUCAUUAAUUUCAGCACAAAUUAUAGCAGCCCGACCAAAGGCUAUCUCAGCUUUAAAUGCAGCAGCUCCCUGUGUGGUGAUGGCACCUGACUUUGCUUCAGUCACAAUGGAGACUCAUUAUAUCACUCCAGCUGUAAAUUCAACACAAAGUAUUACAGCACCGUGUGUAACAGUUCCAGAGAUGCCACUUGCUUCUGUACAAACAUCGGUUUCAGUACCUCUUGUAGUGGCAUCAUCAGAAGUAGCACAGAAUACGAAUAUUGUUUCUCAUCUCUCAAUGGAGAAAACAGUGCACUUCCCAUCUGUGAAUAUUACAUCACAUGAUGCAGCACCAGUUGUAAUGGCAUCUGCUGCUAUGAUUUCGGCAGCACCUGUUGCAGUAGCACCAGCUCCACCACCACCCAUUGCCAUGGAACCAACAUCCUAUCCAGCAAUGAUGUACACCACACCUUCCAUGGGUUCUAAUCUACCCAUGCCUUCAGCCUCACCAUCAGCCAAGGUGCCAGUAGCCUUAACCCCAGUGUCAGGAGUUUCUGCUGAGUCUGUUGCUCAGCAUACAGUGAGUGAUGUACGACAAGAACUUGAGAUGCAACAAAUACUAACAACAUAUUCUGUACCAAUAACAAUAACCCAGAUUCCAAUCCCAGCUCAGAAUGAAGACAUUCCUGGUUUGGAUAUGGAAGAAGUACUAAUAGUCUCGGCUUCAGAAGAGGCAUUGACUGACGUGGAUCCCUCACCAGCUCCAAUAAAACAGCCGGAUCCCUCACCAGUUUCAAUAAAACAGCUUCAAGAGCAGCAAACAGUUUAUGAGCAAAAACAAGAAACUCAAUUAGUGACUUCUGCAAUAGCUGUGCCACCAUUACCAGUCACAUUUACCCAAUUUACGAAAUCUAUUGAGAGUCAAGAAAUACAUGGACAAGAUAAAGUUAUAUCAAGCAUGAGCCAAGUCUACUCUGCAAUCUCAACAACUGAGCAGCAUCCUGACACAUUGCCUAAUAUUGUUACCCAAGUUGUCACAACUGAAGUGCAAAGAACAACUGUGUCAGUUGUCCAGGAGAGGAUUCCUGUCGAACCAAUACCUGAACCUGUGAUUGCUACAGUCACAGUCCAGCCAGAAGUCCAUUCUAAGCCCAAACAGAAUGGAAAAAUACACUACGCUGGUGAUGUUAUAGAUCUUACUACUUUUAAAGUCAAUGUUACAAUGACUGAUCAAGGGAUGGAUCUAACAGCCCCAGAUUCAAAUAGGUCUUCCUUGUCAAGUGAAUCAAGUGGACGACAGGCAACUGCUGUACAGCCAGAAAUUGUGAAUCUAAGUGCUGAAAUAAUCCCUACUACAACACUCUCUGUUGUUACUGAUAGCAUAACAAUUGUCACUUGCACAGCUACAAUUGCCUACAACAAUAACACAGUUGACAAGCCUCUGGACCUGGGAAAUGCUGCUUCAGGUCCACUUCCACUUACCGCAUACAAUCCAUUUGAGCCACUUGCACAGAUAGUGUACAGACCUGUGAAUACUCAACCUAAGCCAACAACCAGUGCAGAUAUUCCUAUUAAUCUGUCAUACAGAGCUGUGUCAAGCACAUCUUCUCCUCUAAUGCCUGUUUCUGUAAAUGCCACUGCUGGUAUGUCAAUGCAUACAGAGUCAUCAACAGCUGGACCUGUAGACCUCACCAUUUCUAAGACAAUGAAAACCAUGGUUGCUUUGUCCUCAUCUUCUGGAGUGAUUACAACUGUUGUGGAAGAUGAUGGUACACCAGUCGAUCUUACAUCUGGAAGGCAAACUGUUUGCUGUGAUGUAAUUUACAGGCUUCCUUUCACAGGAAGCUGCAGAACACAGCCACCUGUGACCACACAACCAGACAAUCAAAUUGGCUAUCAAAUUAAUAUUGCCACAACACCUGUUAUUGAAGAUCUCAGUACCAUGAAGGCUUCGAUAUCAAACAGUAAUUUCAAAGAAACUGGGCUCUUUGGGUAUGAAAUAAAGAAUGGAUUCACCUAUCAGAAUGGGGCAUCUGAGGGGGCUAUAGAUUUAACAUCAGCUAAAAUGUCAACAGAAGAGGCCUUAGACUUCUCAAAGAAAGGCACUUUGGAAUUUACCGGGAUCACCACUACUCCAUAUUCUCAAGGAACAUUGUUUGGCAUUAAUAGUUUGCUAAGAUCGACAAAUGGCAUCGUUUACUCAUCUGUUGCUGCACCUGUUCCCUCCACGUAUGCAAUUACUACCCAACCAGGUUCAAUAUUUAGCACAAUGUACAAUAGUCUGACUGAUACUACGGAGCCAUUUUCAGCACUUCAAAAUCAGCCUGCUCCAUAUGGAUUUGUAAACACCACAGGCACAGACCAAUCAAUAUUCCCACAAUCUGAUAUAGCAAAUGAUAUCCUACCUUCUGCAUUAGCCAGUCUCCUUCCCUCAUUGACUGCCUUCCCUGAGCUCUACUCAGAUGCUACACUUGAGGCAAUAGCAGCCUCCCUGGAUACACUGGUAUCACCAAAUUUCCUUGAUUUAGAUGACAGCAAAAGCCAACAGUACAAGGCUGAACAUGAGUUUUUACAAUUAGAAAAGUUGAAGCAGCUGUGUCUAGCUGAAGAGCUUGAAUGGGAGAGGCACGAGAUACAGCGUUACCGUGAACAAGAGCAGAUCAUUGUUCAGAAGGAGCUGGAGGAGCUUCAGAACAUGAAGCAGCAACUUCUAAUGCAGAAAGAAGAGGAACGCAAGGCCCAUCUGAUUCUUCAACAAGAAACCUUUGCACAGCAGCAACUUCAGUUAGAGCAAAUCCAUCGAUUACAGCAGCAACUCCAGCAACAACUAGAAGAGCAAAAGUUACACCCAUAUGGGUUUAGGCCAAGUGAGGGUAUUUCACCACCCAUGAGCUCAGACAUUAUUCUUGACUCAAAAUAUUCUGGGGGAGAUAAUGGGCAGUACUGGCCAGUGAAGGAUGACAACUCAAUGUCAUCUGCAGUGUCCACCCAUGACUCUAGAUCAGGUCAAAACUGGCUAACAACUUCUGGGGCUUUUACACAGUAUAGUUCAAACACUCCUGUAUCAGUGAGUGCACAGACAAAGGAGAAGUUGCAGUUAUCCACAAACCUGCCAGAUACAGCCAGACAAGAGCAAAGUGUAGAGUUAAGUGGUAAGAAAUUGGUUGAGAGUAGUGUUCAAACAGAUGAUGAAGAUGGUGUUGAGAAGAUUCCUUCUGGUAGAAGGAGAAGAAGUAGGAGAAGCGUAGAUAGCUGUGUGCAAACUGAUGAUGAAGAUCAGGAUGAGUGGGACGUCCCCAUUCGGAGCAGACGCAGGUCUCGUUCCAGUAGAUAUGUUGAUGGAGAGAAGGGUAAAAGCUCCAAGGUUUCAAGUAUUGCAAUUCAGACUGUAGCAGAGAUUUCGGUACAGACAGAGCAUUCAGGGACAAUUAGGAGAUCCCCUGUUCGGGCUCAGGUGGACACAAAGGUAGAUUUACACAGAGACGGUCAAACAGAAAGCGAUUCAGAUAUAACAUCAGACAGAGAUAAAAUAUGUCAAACGCCUGCUGUGAUAAGUGUUAGCACACACCUGACAGCUGAUGACGUUGGAAGCUUGUUAGUUACCAAAUCUCCAAAGGUAUUAUGCUCCCCAGUUUCACCAGUGUCCCCUGGGAAAAGCUCACAGAAGAUGCUUACUGCUGAUUCAUCAAGGCUUCUCAGUAGUCCAAGAUCACUAAGGGCCUCACAACGAUCUCUGUCUGACCCCAAGUCACUCAUUCCGACAACUGAGGACAGAAUGAUGUACCAGUACUCAGACACCUAUUCAAGCAAAGGUUCUCAGAGUGGCACACCAGUUGGCACUCAGAAGAAAGUAAAACGCACACUACCUCACCCACCACCGGAAGAAGAUACCAUCAUUGGCCUGUCUGAGUACACCACUGCUUCUGCCAGAAGGCGAAUGUGCAGGAACACCACUAUGGCACGGGCCAAAAUCCUUCAAGACAUAGACAAGGAGCUGGAUUUAGUUGAACGUGAGUCCUCAAAACUUCGUAAGAUACAGGCAGAACUUGAUGAGGAGGAGAAAGAGAUAGAUGCUAAAUUGAGAUAUCUGGAGAUGGGUAUAAAUCGAAGGAAAGAGGCUUUACUGAAAGAGAGAGAGAAGAGGGAGAGAGCCUACUUACAAGGAGUGGCAGAAGAGCGAGACUACAUGUCAGAUAGUGAGGUCAGCAACAUCAGAGAGGCUCGAGGUAAUGGUCAUGGACUAGAACGGCCACGGACUGCCCCACAGUCAGAGUUUAACCAGUUCAUCCCACCACAGACUGAGGCUGAGUCCCAGUAUGCACAACUUACAAGCCCAUACUCCCAUUAUCAAUAUGCAUCCCAAACAAGUCAGUAUCCUCAGCAGACGUUGUACCAGCAGCAGUCUCUUUACCAUCAGCAGGUGUCCCCCUACCAAUCCAUCUACUCAUCAGUCCCCUCACUCAAUCAGCAGUCCCAGCAGACUGGCUAUGACCAUUCCUCACUCCUUCUGAUGCAACAGAAACCCCGUCAGACUACUUUGUCUGACUUAGAGCCAAAGAUAACGACAAACUAUGAGGUUGUACGCAACCAGCCCCUCCUAAUUGUCCCUACAUCCACAGAGAGUGUCUAUGGAGUUUCCCACCUCGGUGGUAAAUACAGUAGCCUUGAUCUGAGGAUGGGCCUGGAAGAGAGAGCCAGCAUGGCCAGCAGCCCCAUGUCCAGCAUAUCAGCUGAGUCCUUCUAUGCAGACCUCGAUCAUCACAAUGCCAGGAACUAUGUCCUGAUUGAUGACAUCGGUGAACUCACAAAGAGCUCAGCGGGCCUAAGUUCAAGCUUCAGUAUCGCAGAUAAGGAUAUCAGCAAAGCGGACAGACUUCUCCGGACUGCUGAUGUUCGUCGAACAGCAGAUGUGGCAGACUUUCUUGCUCCUCUUCAGGCUGCUUCCCGGCUGCAUUCGUACGGUAAAGCUGACGAGGAGUCAAUGGAGGAGCCAUAUGAAUUGAAGAUGUUGAAACAGCAAAUUAAGCAGGAAUUCAGAAGAGGUACAGAUAGCCUUGAACAGCUUACCGGUCUGCCUCACUACCUGCACUCUGACACUAGUUUUAGACAUUUCCCUAAAGCUGAAAAAUACAGCAUUGGGAGACUAACUUUAGAAAAGCAGGCUGCCAAGCAACUGCCUGCCUCAGUUCUUUACCAAAAACAGUUAAAGAAUAAAAAAGCUCUAAUUGACCCUAAAAUUAAGUUUUCACCUAUUCAAGAGAGCAGGGACCUUGAACUAGACUACAGCAGCUUUUUGGCUUCAGCCAGCUCAUCAGUUGGUGGACUGUCUGCCAGGGCAAGGCUCCUGCAGGAUGAGAUCACAUUUGGUCUUAGGAAGAACCUAGUGGAGCAACAGAAAUAUUUGGGUUCAGCUCUUAAUCCUAACCUGGCUCAGUCACUCAACUUUGGUCAAUCUCUCAACCUAGGACCUACCAUAAGGUCUUCCCUCCAUGAUGAUGGCACCUAUCCCAGCGGCACUCGGUCAAGACCUUCCUCUAGGCCUUCCUCUGUAUAUGGACUGGACCUAUCUAUCAAAAGAGACUUAUCAAACUCCUCUCUACGCCUGAAAACAGAGGGUGAAAGCAUGGAUUCACAGUUUGUAUCUAGGGCUAAACCAACAAGUCUGCCAAUUAGUCAGAGCAGGGGUCGGAUUCCCAUUGUUGCACAAAACUCAGAAGAAGAGAGUCCAUUGAGUCCUGUUGGUCAGCCCAUGGGCAUGGCCAGAGCAUCUGCAGGCCCACUCCCACCCAUCUCAGCAGACUCAAGGGACCAGUUUGGCUCCAGUCACUCUCUUCCAGAAGUCCAACAGCACAUGAGAGAGGAGUCCAGGACAAGUGGCUAUGAACGAGACAUUGCCUUUAUAAAGGAUGACCUUCAGGGGGCCAUGUCAGAUAGUGAAGCUGGAGGUCCUAGCUGGAAUGUGAAAGCAUAUCACCUUCAGCAUGAAGAGACUGACUGGUUUGACAAACCCUGCCAGGGACGUGGUGGACCAGAAGCCGGGCCAGACAGAAGACAGAUAAAAGGCAGCUAUUACCCUUUCCCACACACUCAUAUCAAACUGCAACGGGACCCCAAGGACCACAGCAUCUCAGGGAGAGGGCUGGGAAUCAGAGUUGUGGGCGGAAAAGAGAUUCCAGGGACCAACGGAGAGAUCGGAGCCUACAUCGCCAAGGUUUCAGCAGGAGGAUGUGCCGAGCAAACGGGAAAAGUUGUUGAAGGAAUGCAGGUUAUGGAGUGGAAUGGAAUCUCUCUGCUGGGAAAGACAUAUGAAGAGGUGCAAAGCAUUAUGGGUCAACAGUAUGGAGAGGCAGAAAUAUGUGUGCGCCUGGACCUAAACAUGCUCUCCAACACAGAGCACCCACAACAAUUGGAGCUCCAUUCUCAGCAGAGAGCUGGUGAGCGUCAGCGCUCUCCAGGUGUAGACCCAAAGCAGCUGGCUGCAGAGUUGCAGAAGGUGUCCCAGCAGCAGGCUCCUGUCUCAGUGCUGUCUGCUCUGGAGAGAGCGGGACACUUGCACUCUGGCACCGGAUCUGCCGCUUCCAGUGGCGUCCCUAGCCCUGGACAACCCGGGUCCCCUUCCGUCAACAAGAAGCGCCAUGGUAGCAAGUCAGCAGAGGUUCUGAAGCCACAACCGCAUCCAAUCACUGGUGAAAUACAACUUCAAAUCAACUAUGACAGGAAUAUGGGCAACCUGAUUGUUCAUGUGCUGCAAGCAAGAAACCUCGCUCCUAGAGAAAACAAUGGAUACACAGACCCUUUCGUUAAGGUCUAUCUCUUGCCAGGGAGAGGACAAGUCAUGGUUGUCCAGAACGCAAGUGCUGAGAACAAGAGAAGGACUAAAUAUAUCCAGAAAACUCAGAACCCAGAGUGGAACCAGACCGUCAUUUAUAAAAAUAUCCUUCUGGAGCAGCUGAAGAAGAAAACUCUGGAGGUUACUGUGUGGGAUUAUGACAGAUAUUCCUCAAAUGAUUUCCUGGGAGAAGUGCUCAUUGAUCUUUCAAACACGACUCAGCUGGAUAACACACCUCGCUGGCACCCCCUAAAGGAGCAAAGCGAGAGUAUUCAACAUGGAAGGACCCACCCUCCACAGGGGCCCAGCGGCUCUGGGGGACUCGGAGGUCAGGGAGGGCCAGGAGGUUCUGGAGGUCAAGGAGGGCAACCGGAGAACCACCAGUCCCCUAAAACCUCUGUCAUCAAAAGCCAAAGUCAUGGCAUUUUCCCUGAUCCCGCUAAAGACACACAGGUCCCUACAAUAGAAAAGUCUCACAGUAGUCCCGGCAGCUCCAAAUCUUCCUCUGAGGGUCACUUGCGCUCCCACGGCCCCUCACGCAGCCAGAGCAAAGGCAGCGUCACCCAAGCACACCUGGAAGAAGCCGGGAACGCCAUCGCUGCAGCCGAGGCUGCGGUGCAACAGGCCCGACUCCAGCCAAAUAAAACAAACCACAGAAUGCUUGAUGGGGAUGGAUACACUCUGGACAGUGAAGAUGGCAUGGGCACUAAUGCUUUGGACAGCGCCAUAUUUCAGGUCCCUCAGCUGAAAAACAUUCCUAAUGGGACAGAUAAAAGCAGAGGAGUUGAAUCUUUGAACCUGCCAGAUUCGGAAGGUAAGAUGAUGGGUGAGAUCAAGGUUGCAUUGAAGAAGGAGAUGAAGACUGAAGGAGAGCAGUUGGUUCUUGAGAUCCUGCAGUGUAGAAACAUCACCUACAAGUUCAAAUCUCCAGACCACCUACCCGACUUGUAUGUAAAACUUUAUGUGGUGAAUGUGGCAACUCAAAAGAAGAUCAUAAAGAAGAAGACCCGAGUGUGUCGCCAUGACAGAGAGCCAUCAUUCAAUGAGACAUUUCGUUUUAACCUGAAUCCCGUUGGCCACUCUAUUCAGAUGUUUCUGGUGUCAAAUGGAGGGAAGUUUAUGAAGAAGACCCUGAUAGGUGAGGCCUACAUCUGGCUGGACAAAGUGGACAUGCGUAAGCGGGCGGUCAGCUGGCACAAGCUAGUGGCCACCACCAAUCAAACGCAGCCAUAAUCAGACGCCCAUCCGUCUCCCAUCGGUCGCCUCAAAAAAAAGAGAAAUAAAACAGGAAACGGUGGGUUUGGGAAUCUGGAAUGGCUGACAGGUGAUGGAAAGAGAAAAUCAAGGUGAAGAAAUAAACUGACUACUGUGUCGAACAGUCUGCAGGGUGAGACUGCUGGUUUUCUAACUGAAAAGUGUACUCCAAAUUCCCAACCAUUCCCAAUCAGGAUAUCUAAAUCCAUUUCCACUCCCCAUGCACUGCUGUUGUCUUUUUGCAACUACAUUCUACAUCUAAAAUAUCUUAGGCAUGGGCCAAUUAUUACUUGAGAUUUUCUACAUUUCAAUGCCAUUUUAGCUGUCAUCACAUGUUCAUGGUCAUAUUUCUCAAAAAAACAAAAAAAAAACAUUAUUUACAUUGAUAUAAACGUAGCAUAAUUUAAAGUUUUUGACACAAUCAUGUGAUAUAUAAUGACCAUAUCAGACUAUGUUAUGCACUGUAUGGAGGUUAUACUGUAAGGAAGAAAGACAAUCGUAAAUAUAAUGGAUUUCCCUUUUUGAAUGCAGCAUCCAACCGCACACAAUUUAAGAUUCCUCUGUUUAUAUUGUCUUGAGUGUCGUCUUCAACGUUUAGGGAAUGUUAAAACUUCAGACUGACGUCAGCAGUUGGAUACGGAUGGCUCAUUGAAGUUGAGAUGAUUUUCACGCAACCUUCUUGAUGUUUGUUGGAUGCUAAAUGAGGGCGUACUUUGUUUUUUAGCAUCUCAAGCCCUCAAAUUAGGUUCUCUGAAGUUAAAGGGCAUCUAGUCUCUGUCCAGAAAUAUGAUUGUACGUGUCCCUGAUAUGUGUUUGUUUUAUGAAGAGCAUCUUGAAGUAAAUGUCAUGUUAGUGGUCUGAUGUUGUCACCAAUAGUCUCCGUUUUGUGACCAAGUUGUAUGUGGAAUCCAAAUAUGCAAAAAAAAAAAAAAAAAAAAAGAAUGAACGUAUACCUUUUUGGCAUUUAUAUAAGGGUUCUGGCUCAAUUGGCUCGACUAAAAUCCAGAUGUAAUGUUUGUUGUUUAUUUAAAUGGUGCAAGGUGUCUGUCCUUUGUCACGUGUCACUGUUCCAUGGUGGUACACUUUUUAAUAUUGUUUUUCUGCUGUAAAGUUCAUCUGGUCAUGUCAGUUUAGCUAUGAAGGAUGGUUAUUUUUCAUUAUGAUCACUGCCUCUGCACCAUAUCAGUGUAUAGGUACACUAGUAUGUGCCAUUGAUGGAUUAAGGCACAUGGUUUUGUCUGUCUAGGUCCUGAAAACACCAGUCAGUAAUUUUCUAACUUAACGGUCAGUGUUUCCAAGAUCAAUAUAUCAGUGGACAUGUCUCACACAUGGAAACAGAGUGUUUUAUAACCUGGCUAAUAAAACGUACUCCAACAUUUCCAUUUUAUUUAAUCUACAUCUUGCACAGGUGGUGCACAGAUGUACCUGAGUAAAAGGUUGCUGUCAUAGUAAGAUAAACUAUCGUGUGCCAACCUGAUGUUUUAACCAAACCACUGGUUCUGUUUGGGUAAAUCUAUGCAACAUGGAUUAUGUUCUUUGAAUGCAUAUACCUUAACAUGCGGCAUCCGGCGAGUGUCUGAAUAUAUGUAUAUCUGUUAAAGAAAACAAGACAUAAAUUAUAUGAAUAUUGUAUAGUGUUUAUUUUUAUUUAUUUAUUUUUACUUACUCUUUAUGGCACAGUACAUAUUAAUGCACUUUACGUUCUUGUUUUCAUAGGUUUCCAAAUGUCAUCAUAAAUAAUGACAAAAGAAAUAUGCUGACAUACCAGAAAAAUUGGUAAAAAAUAAUCUGUGCGUAUUUUAAACAUCAUAAUGCAUAUUUUAUAUUGCGUAUAAUUAUGUUGGCCAAUCAAAACCUGUUACAAGUCAUUGUCAUACAUUUUUCACCUAUAGCAUCACACCUUUUGAAAGUUUUUUCUUCAGUUGUUCCCUUUAAGCAAGCACAUAUCAUUUUUUGACUACUAAAAAUGAUCUUCUAUUCUUAUAUUACCCCAUUUCUUUUAAAAUCACGAUGCGUUUGAUGAAUUCAGUUGCCGUAAAUAGUGUGAAUGUGAUUUUUUUGAUUUUGUAAAUAUAUAGGAUAUUUUCUACGAAAAAAAGUCUGAAUAUUUAUUUGGUCUGACGUUGAGCAUGUGAUUGUGAUCAAGGUCAAACUCUGUCUGUACAUACUGUAUUUGUCUAACUGUGUAAGAAAGUAAUAUCUGGAUUGGUUUAAAAUCAUGUGUUCGAUCAACCCAUUCCAACCUGUUUGAUGAAAUCAACAGCGUCUCUCAGAAUGAAAACGGUAAGGUUUAAAAAACAAAAAGAAGAAAAAAAGGAAAAAAGACAACACAAAAUUUCCUGUCAAAUUGAAUGUUGUCAAAGAGUUUCUAUGUUUUUACAUAGAUGUUGCAUGUUUUGUUAGAUGUUUGUUGAUAUAUUUUGCCUCCAGAUUCAGUUUAAAAAGAGAGAAAAAUUGAACACAUCACCUGAAUUUGUAUGCGGACUGUAAAAAUGCUUGUAAAAUGAGUCUUGUUUUUCACUUCGUGUAAAAAAAAAGUAGAAAAAAACUCUAAUGUUAUGGUUUUGUGGUUGUCCACAGGAUGUCAUGAAAUUAUGCAAAUUGUGCAGUAGAGAAAAGAUAAUAUAUGAAAAAUAAGAAAAAUAUAAAAAACUUUCUCCCUGCGUCCAAAUAAUAAAGAAUAGAUUCUA
Messenger RNA from Rhinichthys klamathensis goyatoka, 28724 nucleotides. RefSeq names its product piccolo presynaptic cytomatrix protein b (gene pclob). Gene Ontology annotation, cellular component: synapse. The transcript has 38 exons. The coding region runs from base 313 to 26013 and encodes 8566 amino acids. The record is from RefSeq and is a predicted model, not a curated record. Gene Ontology annotation, molecular function: metal ion binding; protein binding. Lineage: Eukaryota; Metazoa; Chordata; Actinopteri; Cypriniformes; Leuciscidae.